Messenger RNA from Fusarium poae, 876 nucleotides. RefSeq lists its product as uncharacterized. Bases 1 to 876 code for a protein of 291 amino acids. The transcript has a single exon. Lineage: Eukaryota; Fungi; Ascomycota; Sordariomycetes; Hypocreales; Nectriaceae. Gene Ontology annotation, molecular function: hydrolase activity. The record is from RefSeq and is a predicted model, not a curated record.
AUGCCUGAUCUACCGCCUUCAUCGUGGAAUACGCACACACACUGUUUUGACCCGGAACGCCAUCCAUUCAAGAGCUCGCGCGCCUACACUCCGGAAGCCGCUCCUCUGCACAGCCUGAUUGAGCAAUCACCGGCCGACAAUGUCAUGAUUGUACAAGCGACGAUUGAAGAUGGAUAUAGUGGGCUCCUUGAAACAAUGGCCAAUGCUCAUAGGGACUACCCUGGAAAUCAAAUCCGCGGAACCAUCUCAUGGGAUCCUGAGGACCCAAGCUUGAAGAACAAGACAGACUCUGAUUGGGACAAGUUGAAUGAAGCCGGAGUGCGGUCCGUGAGGAUCCAUGGCUCAUAUGGUGGCUCUGGUGAUGAUCUUGAAUGGGUUCUCAAGGUCUUCAUUGAUGUGGCUACCUACUGUCCUUUGGAGAGGCACGGAUGGAGUAUCUCAUCCCAAUUGCCACUCAAAACAUGGUCAAAAAUGAAAGAUUCCAUUCUGAACCAUCCCAAGCUGAAGAAUAUCUCUAUCAUUGCAGACCAUAAUGGUUCGGCAACACCAGAGGACUAUGAUACCUCUGAGUUCAAUGACUUUCUCAGCCUUAUGGAAGCUGGCAGACUUCAUGUCAAGACAGGUGCUUUGCACCGACGAUCAGAGGAUAUCUCUCUUAUGCAACCAAUUAUCAAGUCUUUUUUUAAGACUGCACCUUCUGGUGUUGUUUGGGGGAGUGAUUGGCCUCACGUUGAUGCCACUGCCAAAGGCCUUACUCCAGCACCUCCUCUUCAAGUUGACACUGCCCAAGAACUUCAAUUGUUGAGAGAGUGGAUGACGAAAGAGGAGUGGGUGAAGAUGUUUGUGUACAAUCCAGUACGGAUAUUUGGGCCAUAG